UGCUGUGGUCUUGCGAAGGGAGAUCCCCUGCAGAGCCGGGACAAAGGCAGCUUAUUUACAGACAGGCAGAGGGCGAGCGGCGCUGGCGGAAUCGGAAGGAUCGCUUCAGCAUGCAAAAGCCUGGAGGAGCCUCUGAGCCCCACUUAGCCUGCAGAUGCCGAUAAUGGACACAUUGUUGUUAUGUGCCUUCAAGUCGACUAUAACUUAUGGCGACCCUAUGAAUCAGCAACCUCCAACAGCAUCUGUCGUGAACCACCCUGUUCAGAUCUUGUAAGUUCAGGCUGCAGAAUGACAUCCCUGCCUCAGUUCAGAUUGUGCUGUCCUCCUUCCAACAGAUGGGAAGGCACGGUAGCUGAGGAACCAGCAAAGAGUCCAGUGACUUUUCAGGAUGUGGCUGUGUAUUUCACAGAGCGAGAGGGGGCUCUGCUGGAUCCAGGCCAAAGAGCCUUGUACAGGGACGUCAUGGUGGAAAACUACGAGAACGUGGCAUCGCUGGGAUUUCUUGUCCCAGAGCCUGAGCUUGUCGCCCAGCUGGAGCGAGGAGAAUUCCUGUGGGUUCCCGAUUCUCAGGCCUGGGAAGAAAUGAAGAUCUCCAACACCAGCUUAGAAGUAUUUCAUGAUGCGAAACCUGAGCCUAUAGCCCGGCUGGAACAAGAAUCACCACCGAGGGCAGCAGAUCUGCAGGAUUCUGAUGAGACACAGUCUGGGGGUGCCAACUCAGGAGAUGACUCUAGGAGAAAGAACAUGUGUUGUGUCUGUGGGAAGUGUUUUACGCAGAAACUUAACCUUACCAGACAUAGGCAAGUCCAUGUGAGGCACAAACCGUACAAGUGCUUGAGAUGUGGGAAACGGUUUGCUCGUCAAUCACAUCUUUUAAGCCAUUAUAGAGUCCACACAGGAGAGAAACCCUACAAAUGUUCAGAAUGUGGGAAACAGUUCUCUCAGCAACCUCAUCUUCUGAGCCACAAGAGAAUCCACACAGGUGAAAAACCCUAUCACUGCCAGGUGUGUGGAAAAUGUUUUGCUCACCACUCUGGCUUUGUGAAACACCAGACUGUCCAUGGAGGAGACAAGCCCUAUCAGUGCCCCAAGUGCAAGAAAUGUUUUGCUCGCCUCUCAUACCUUGUGAACCAUCAGAGAAUCCACACAGGAGAGAAACCUUAUAAAUGCUUGGAGUGUAGCAAAUGUUUUUCUCAACAAGCUCAUCUCAUGAAUCACCAGAGACUCCACACUGGAGAGAAACCCUACAAGUGCACAGAAUGUGAGAAAUGUUUUGCUGAUUCCUCCACCUUUGCAAAACACCAAAGAGUCCACACAGGAGAGAAACCUUACAAAUGCAUGGAGUGUGGGAAAUGUUUUGCUUACAGUUCAGCCUUUUUGAUACACAAGAGAAUCCACACCGGAGAGAAACCCUAUAAAUGUUCAGAGUGUGGGAAAUGUUUUGGUCGCCAGUCACACCUUGUAAAACAUCAAAGGAUUCAUACAGGGGAGCGAAGCUUUAAAUGCUUGGAGUGUGGGAAAAGUUUUGCUGACAAGUCUACCUUAGUGAUUCACCGGAGAGUCCACACAGGAGAGAAACCAUAUAAAUGCACUGUGUGUGGGAAAUGUUUUGCUUACCGCUCGGUUUGCAUGAAACACGAGAGAAUUCACACUGGAGAAAAACCUUACAAAUGCCCGGAGUGUGGGAAGUGUUUUUCCCACCGGCCAGAUCUUAAGAUCCACAAGAGAGUCCACACUGGAGAGAAACCAUAUAAAUGCUUGGAGUGUGGGAAAUGUUUCGGUUACAAAUCAUACCUUGUGGACCAUCACAGGCUCCACACAGGGGAGAAACCUUAUGAAUGCUCGGAGUGUGGGAAAUGUUUUGUUCAGCAGUCGAACUUCGUGACGCAUCAGAGAGUGCACACAGGGGAGAAACCUUAUUCAUGUUUAGAGUGUGGCAAGUGUUUUACUCAACAAUCCAACUUAGUGAUACAUCAGAGGGUGCACACAGGAGAAAAACCUUAUGACUGUCUCAAGUGUGGGAAAUCUUUUUCUCGCUGCUCAAGCUUUGUGAAACAUCAGCGAUCCCACACAGGAGAGAGACCCUAUGAGUGUUUGCAGUGUGGGAAAUGCUUUGCUCACCAUUCGGACCUUAUGCAACACCACAGAGUCCACACGGGAGAAAAACCUUACAGGUGCCCAGAGUGUGAGAAAUGUUUUGCUCACCGCUCAGCAUUUGUGAAACAUCAGAGAGUUCACACGGGAGAGAAGCCUUAUAAAUGUUUGGAAUGUGGGAAAAGCUUUGCUCGGCAGUCAAGUUUUUCAACACACCAGAGAGUCCACACAGGAGAGAAACCCUAUAAAUGCUUGGAGUGUGGGAAAUGUUUUGCUCAACACUCCAAUCUAGCAACACACAAGAGAGUCCACACAGGAGAGAAACCUUAUGAAUGUCCUGAUUGCAGGAAGUGUUUUGCUCAACGGCCACACCUUGUGAUUCACCAGACAAUACAUUCAGGGGAGAAGCAGUGCAAGUGCUUGGAGUGUGGAAAAUGUUUUGCUCACAAAUCUCUCCUGGUUAGUCAUCAAAGAGUGCAUACAGGAGAGAAACCUUAUAAAUGCCUUGAGUGUGGGAAAUGUUUCGCACAACGCCCACACCUUGUGACUCAUCGGAGGGUUCAUACCGGAGAAAAACCUUACAAAUGCCCUGAAUGUGGGAAGUGUUUCAGUCAGCACCCACAUCUCGUCAUCCACCAGAAAGUCCAUGUAGGAGGCAAACGAAACUGGGAUAAAUCUCAAAGAUCCUAUGCAGCACGGCAUCCAAAGACAGAGCACCUCUCCCCAAAGAGUGGAAAGCAUCAAAGAAGCUGCACAGGAAAGAAAAUGGUAUGAACGUCUUUCGUGAAGGAAAAGACUGUCCCUGGAUGAAGCACUACUAAUUCAUAAAGCAGCCCCACGAGAAAGAAGCCCUGUGGAUAGCAGAAGAUUCAUUCAGAGCCAGCCGUAGAUGCUUUGAUGAAGAUGUCUUAAGAAACUGCAUGAAGGGGGUUAAUAUUUCUGAAUCCUUUGCAAAUGGAGCAAAGGAAUGUAUAUGGAAAAUACGGUACCCGGCCUCUUUUGUGAGCUC
Molecule: messenger RNA, 3103 nt
Organism: Rhineura floridana
Lineage: Eukaryota; Metazoa; Chordata; Lepidosauria; Squamata; Rhineuridae
Product: zinc finger protein 420-like
Exons: 8
Coding region: 181-2868 (895 amino acids)
Biological process (GO): regulation of DNA-templated transcription
Source: RefSeq, a predicted model, not a curated record